CCAAGAUGUUUUUGUUAUAGAUACCCACCUUGUCACGCGAAUCGUGACCAAGGAGUAGUAUUGACCGGAAGGGAGACAAAAGACGUAAAAGAUAACUAUCUCAUUCUGUAAUAACCAGCGCGUGAACAAGUGAGAGGGCUAUUUAUUCAAGAACAUUCAAGUUGCGUAAGGACAUCACGAAAAUACUAGCAUAACAACUCCGUUACACAUACAAUGGUAGGAACAGCGAUUGAAACUUUGUUACGCGGCCAAAGAUGUUACAAACUUUGUUCAUUUAUUAUUCGUUAACCCAGUUCUCUUAGCGAUUUUGUCUGUCUUUGUUGUUACAGGAGAAGUGUUCCUAUCAUCCGGCCGCAGCUUAUGAGCGACCACCGCUCAAAAGUCCGAUGGUAAAGAGAAGAAAGAACGGAACAACUUCUAGUGUUAAAAAUGUUCAAAUUGCAGUUCUAGGAAAGGACGGUGUAGGAAAAUCAGGUAAAUUUACUCCUUACUCGGUCAUUAAACCUCCGCUGAACUGUUAAGGGUUGUUAGCUAUGUACUGAACAGUAGAUCAGUUCUUACGCUCUACAUAAAAUCUUUCCGCAACAAUGUUUACUAAUAACUAGAAACUAACAUUGAAGUAGAAACGAGUUUCACUUUCAUUAAUAUAGAAACCACGAUGAUUUCAGACAAUGAACUAAAAUAAACAUAGCGGAAGCUUGGUAGAAUCUCGGAAAGCUGGUUUAACCGCAACUAGUGAAAUCACAAAACUGGCGAGAUCAUAUCACAUUGUUUGUGACCAAACAAAAAGCUUUAAUAUGUAUCAUUUUUGACAAGGCGUUGAAUACGUCUCACUUUGUUUUGUAAAAGAAACCCAACAUAGAAAUGUUCAUUAAAAAUCUCCCUCCGAGGGUAAAGAAAGAGCGAGCUGAGGAAGAAUUUUCAAACAAUUGUCCGGCUUUAAAUUGGCGAAACCGCGGGCGCCCCACCUGCGGAGAAGCGAGCAUUAAUAGUCUUAGCCCAAGGAAGCCUUGGCGAGACGGCUUCCGAAUUACAAAUAAGAACCUUUCAAAGGAACAAUAAGUAUAGGCAGAUUUUUUCAUUGUCAAAGAGAAAGUUUAUUUUCAUAAUUACAUUCACACUACAUAAACAAGUAUUAAAGUGCACGAGUCUCCGCUCAUUUGCCCGACCUCUGCUUUUUUUCGCUGAGGGCUCUUUCAAAUGGAAGAACAAUCGUCAGAGCGGGCAGAUUACUCGGUUAUUUGCGCGAAAUUGUCAAAGAAAACUUCUUGACCUGGUAACGUGGUACGUGUUAACUCUACUGAAAUGUCCAACUACGAUGCAUCAAAAACCACCGUCCCUGAGGUCGCGUUUGACAUUAACAUACUUAUAUAUAUCUAUAUAUAUAUAUAUAGAAAGGUUCCUAUUCAUUGACUGUUGUAACAUAUGUUCCCCAGCUUGAUAGUUUACAGUAUCAGAAGAAGGAAGAUGAAUUGACACGAACUCUCUGGAAGAUAGAAAUUAUCUUUUAUUAGCGUAUGAACUAUAAUCUGCUUUUGCGAUUGCUCUUUAAGACACUAAGCAAGAUCAGCUUGUGAAAAGUAAAAUAUUUAAGUACAGCAUUCUCUUCAGUAAAUCUAUUGCAUUUAGUUCACGUGUCUUAUCAUUUUUUGGGCCGUUGUUCAGCACGACUACAAUCAGUCUUUGUAUCACAUAAUGGUUUGACGGGUAUAUAUAAAUAUAGAGAUACAAAUAUAACUUUAGGCUCGGCUCGGCUCGUUAAUAACUGUCGUGGCAAUUAACACGGAAAAUCUCGGCUGUUAUUGACGUGCAAUGAGCCGCAUAAGAAGGGCCGCUCGUCCUUUGCAAUUUCUAGUAUUUCAAGCACCUGCUAGUAUCGACAAUUAACAGAGUCACGACUAAGGAUUUAAGAAUAAAAAACACUGGAGUUAUCAGAGAAUUUUAUCGUAGGAGUUCAUCUGUAUUUAGGCUAUGAUUUAAGAAGCUUCAUGUCACGAAUUACAAAACCUUUUUGCGCUAUGAAAACAUGGCUACAUCGAGUUUGAAAGUGACCGUGCAGUAUUAGUUUGCAAGAAACAAAGAUACUGAAAAGACAACCGUUAACAAAGUAAGGGACAAGAGUAGUCAUGGAUGGAGAGGCGCAGAUUUCAGUCGGCGAACUUGGCUCAAAAACUUGGCUCAAAAACUUGGCUAAAUCAUGGUCUUCAAACCGUUGAUGCAGUUUCAUGCGCAAGCUGCAAAACCUGAAGUCAGAAGUCGUUUUCUGGUUGAUUGCUAUAAUUUAACAAGAAGUAAACAGUCUUAAACUGCUUUUUUAAUUCACUCUGAGAGUAGAAUUGCAAAAGAGGGAAAAAUAUUACCUUGUUUUCCUCAAAUACGUUUUUAAUCCCUAAUUUAAUUACCUUACCCACAGCCGACUAUCUUGUACGUUCUACAUGUUCUGUAUACAUAGGCAAAUGGGAUUUUUACUAACAGGGUUUAUCAUUUUUCCACCCGAUCCGCCAGCAUUUACAGUUAGAGCUCUCACCAGACGUUUCAUUGGGGAAUACGACAAAACAUUAGGUAAGCUUACGUUCUUAUAACCGACAUAGCAGUCACUACGUUGCCGGCGAGUUUACAGUAAUUCUGCUACACUUAGAUAAGCUCUUGUUAUCGUUGAAUUGUUCCUUGGAUAAAUGGUUAAUUACCAAAACCAUCUUAGUGUGGCCAUCUUGUCACUUUUCAACUAAAUGCGCUAUUGAUUUAACUGUGAAAUCUUAGCAAGGGAUCUCUACCCACUCAUUAGCCUAAAUUUAGGCCAUGUAUUGCAAGACGAAAAUAGCACUGGAAAGGUCGUGAAUCUAUCAAAGCAAAAAGUCGAAGAACAUCACGAAACGAAACUCUAUGGUUUAAUUUGUAACUUAUAAAGAAAUUUGGAGAUAGUUUUUAGCGAAAAAUUGUCUGGUUUUAGUAUCAUCAAAAGGGCGCACGACUUUGUGUAAUUCUAUAUUUACUCGUGUUAACGCGGUUACAAGCUCAUCAAAAUUCGCCCAACUUUUCCCUUCAUAUACGACAUGAAAUUCACUAAUAAAAACUUACUGAAAAAUGAAAAAAUAACUGAAAAAAAAACAGAAAAAAAUGAAAGUAAAUUUAUGGACCGUUUAUAAAUCUCUCACCCUCUACUCGAAAGUCUUUGUAAGUCGAGAAUUGUUGUUAUCGCCGCCGAGAUAGAGGUAGAUGACUGAAGUAAACCACAUUAGGUUUAUGAAUCUUAUCUCGACGGUUGAUGUGUCAUCUAGGUCAACAUUAACACGACCUCUUCCUUUUAAUGCAAUGCCGUGUCAUUCUAACAGAAGCCUCCCUUGGAACAAUUGCUGUUAUUUAUGGUAUCUUUUAUCAUGUUUCCUUUAUUUCUUGACGUAUCUUUGAGCUUUCUAUCCUCCCACAGAAUAGGUGGAAGUUCAGUGUUUUAUCGCAGCGGAAACAUCGUAUUGAAACUUUACCUUACAUUAGCCGAAUCACGCAGUCGCCCGUGAUUUUAUAGAAAAUGAUUUGACUGAUUAAGAUAGAAGGAUAGUGCUUUAAUCUUUCAGUAAAAAGUUGUUUGCAUGGCGUUCAGUUUUCACAAUAGGAGAAUGAGUAUGACUCAGUUUGAAACUAUAGGAGAAAAAGUGAACCUUCAUGUAUUUUCUCGAACAUUCAAUGAUGGGCGCAAAGGGAACUUAAAUGCAUACUUCAUGCGAAGAAUUCUAAUGUGCUUUUUUAAUUUGCUUCAGAAUCUACAUAUCGUCAUCAUGUAGAGCUCGACGGUCAGUUUCUGUCUCUAGACGUCUUGGACACAGCAGGAAAGGUACAGCAGACCGUUUUCACGCUCAACAUAACUGUGAACUAAAUCUUGACAGGCCUUGGACUUUUCUGGAUAAAUAUGAGUAGCAUUUGCCAUCUCGGUUCCGUUCUGACCCCCUCUCUCCCUCAAUCCACUCGCGAAUUUCUUCACACGUGAAGAACGACAUUGGAGAACGUGCGGAUCAAUGUCAGUAUCUGAACAACUACGCACCCAUCCCCUCCCCUCCCCCCCCCCAACCCAUCAUUAAUCCUAACUUGUUGUCAGUUGAUUGUUGAUGGGUUAAGGGGGGGUGGGGGGGGUAGAUACUCAGUUGCUCAGAUACUGAUCAUUGCCGCAUUCAAGAAAGGUUUUUUUAAAAUGAGGUUAGAGUUUGCACUUUUAACCCCCUCCCACUGCAGGUGAUGAUGGAGCCUGUCAGGGAGAAGGCUGAGCUGCAACUACAAUAGUAAUAUUCGUCUGUGCCUUUUCAGAACUCUUUAGAAAAGAUCGAUAAUUGCGUCCACACAGGAUCAGACUUAUUUUUCGUCCUCUACUCCACAAUCGACCGAUCCUCGUUCGAGGAAGCCUCCUUGCUCUGUCAGUACCUCCUGAAAACCAAAAACGUGAAUCCGGCUUCCUUAAUUCUUGUCGGCAACAAAAGCGACCUGAAGCAUUUCCGAGAAGUAGAUGAAUAUGAAGGACGUCUAUUGGCUCAAGCCCUGGAGUGUGGUUUCUACCAGCUGUCGGUAUCGGAAGGAUUCGAUGACUCUCAAAAUGUUCUUUACAGUACCCUCAGGCAGUACGUGAAUACACAGAAACACGGAUCGCCUUCCAUCAGAUUGUUUAUUGACAAUGUAUUGAGUCGGAAAAAGUCAGUAACUUAGUCUGUGUUUAUUCGCACGCGAAUGUAUUGUAUCAGUAUUUUUUUUAGGUAGGGGAAGGCAACCUGGUGUUUUCAUCGGGGUGGGAGGGAGAGUCAGAAAAUUACCAGGAUCAUAAGGAAGGCUGUUAGAAAAAUGAGGAGUUACAAGAAUAAGAGUGUAGGGUUCUACUUCCAACUAACGGAAUACCGCAUCACACAAGAAUUCUUUAUUUAUGUGUCUACCCCAAAUACUUUAGCUGAAAACAGCGUUCGCUCACGGAAAGCAAGAACACAUUAAACCCCAAAGGCGAAUUGGUGAAAAUAAUUCAAAUCAUUAAAUAAUGAAUUUCGUGACUGAUAACCAAAGUUCUAGCUCACGGUGCCAUGGCAGCAUGAGUCCAUAAAAUCAAUAUGCUCACUUACCUCCAUGCGAAGCCCAGAAGCCUCAUCUUGUUCCAUUAUGAUUCCUUGGCCGAAAAACGUUCAUCCCUUGAACAAAAAGAGCUUUUAGAGAUAGAAGAGUACAUAACCCUCGGAUCUAGCUAAGUUUCUGUACCUGUACAUAUUUACAGUAGCAUAAAUAAUUAAUUGUAUUUAUUAAUUCUGAAAAGAUAGUGUAAAUUCUAGGCUAGGAAAUAUUUUGUAUAAUAGUGAUAGUAGGCUCAAAAAACACAACAGAGAAUGCAAAAUAAAUGAUACUUCCUCACAAUCAAGUUCCUAAUGCAAUCUUUGGCGUUGUCUAACGAAUUAGAUAGAUUUUAGUUGGGAAGGAAAGCCAAGCGCUGAGCAAAAGAGAAAUCAAGCUGAAGAUAGUUCCACCCUGGGUAUUCAGAUGGGGUAAAUAACUACUAUCAAAUACAACAUUUCCAUUACUAAGUCAAAACGGACAAAUCUCGUCCUUAAACCCUUCAAUUUACACUCGUCAACGUUGUUCCCGGACGGAUCAUGGUACGUGUAUAGAUGGAGUUGCGUGAAGGUAAUUCGAAACUCUCGUUGGAAAUGUUUGCAUAACUUGUGAGGAUGAAUUUUUCGGCGCUUGUUGGGUUAGUUUUGCUUUAUCAUCCAGAAAUCCAAACAUCCAAUUACUCUUUCACGAGAAGGACUAACGAUCGAAACGUUAGCUUUAAAACUCUUUGCGGUGGCCGAUUUACAUUACCAAGUCAGUUGACAAAUCCAUCGACGCAGCACCACAAUUUCUUUAGAAACUUACCCCCUUUAUUCAGAAGCAGAAAGACGUUUUGCUAGCGACCCGUCUUUUGGCAAACAUAGCUCAAGAAUUAACUGAUCUGAGCACGACAAUCUUACUCGUUAUAAAAUCAGGCUACAGUUUGUUUACUUGUAGUAUUUAGUGGCCAUGGUUUUCAUUUACUUUAAUCUCAUUUGAAAAGGGAUUUUUCGGGGGAUGUAAUCCUUCUGAAUUGUUUUCUGACUGCGUAGGUGUUGUUUAUUUAUAGCCUUACGUCUCCCAGCCAGAUACAUUCCUGUCUUGCUUUUCAAGUUUAAAAUAAAACUUGUUUUAAUUAUGCUAUUUUCUUGGCUAUGUAUCAGAGAAGUUGCAAGCCUGGACAAAGUAUUUUUUUAUCAUACACAACAAAGCCGAAAUAGGAAAAUAAAACAUUCAAGUAUUCCAUUGCGACAUGACUUCGAAUCUGACGAAUGGCGCAACACUGCUUCCAUUUUUAUUCCAGGUUUAUUUUUGUGUCAAGAAGGCUAAGAUGAACCCUCUCGUAAUUUCCACUUCGUCAUGAAAUACGUCAAACAAGGGAGAUAACCGAACGGAAUCCAAUUAUAGAGGACGGAAUUGCUGUUGAUAACCACUUCUACAAACGAAUACAAGUGUUUUUUUUUUGUCGCAUUCUCAAAGAGCCCAGCAUUUUAAGAGAGUUUAAAUUCCUGUUCAUGCUCGAUAGCUUACGUUUGUGCUUAUCCAGCAGGAGAUAAUACCGGAAUUCAACCACAACUUCCCGAUGACUGUCUUAGUUGCUAAGGUCACUAGCUAGCACUUGCAACAAUAUUUAACGCCAAACAGUAGGACAUCAGACGCGAGAUCGAAUGAGAUACGUGCAUAGCAGGUUGCCGGGCAAGUAGCCGAAUUGGAAGAGGCGUUUUUAGAGACUAGACGUUCUAGAGCUGUUUCUUAAUUUAGCUCCUAAUGCCCGAAUUCAAGAUGUCAACCUGGAUGUUUAAAAGUGGAAGGCGAAGGAACUCUAGUCCGGUAAUGUGUUUUUAAUACAUCUUGUGAGUUAUCGUAUGGUUUCUGUGAAAGCUUCUGACUAUUGGAGACUCUGGGGAGAUUGGAAACUAAAAGUGAGCAAUUCAGACCAAUUUCUUUCACCUUUGACAUACAGAGUAUAAGUAUUGACUCAUCAUUUCUCAAUUUAUUCUUACUAGAGAAAUUUUCUUCAAGUGAUAGAGGAAUUAAGAGAUUUCAACGGGAUAACGGACGAUGAAAGGAAACUCGGUUGAGAAACGGAAAAAGAUGCUAACCAAAACUAAAUACGUUACCAAAAUUUCAUUUGUAUGUAAAAAUUCUGUUCCUUUUAAUCUUUAUGAGACAUGAGAAAAUUAAGUGUGAUUAUUUUGUGCUCCCAGUCAAAACAGGCGCGGUUCUUGGAUGUGUAACAUACGCAUGUCUUCCUAACGUUAAAUCUCAUGUAAUCCAUUUUAUUUAGCCUCGAACACAUUCAAAGCAAUUUUACACUGGAGAGUUAAGAGUAGAUUUAAAGGCCUUCAGAAUUCUUUUUGCCCGUGUGAUUGUUUGUUAACACCUACAGAACUCACAUGCCGACGUUUCUACACGGCAAAUAUCGAAAAAAGCAUACGCCAUCCUUAGGGAUUUUUAUUCCUAACAUAGUUAAGACGAUAUCAUGAAUUUUGACAGGUGGGAAAGAAAAAGAAAAAAGAAAAAAUGAAAUGGCUUGCGAGGCAGUGUCGAUCCUAACAACAUUAGUGCUAGCCCACACAUUGCAGAGGAGGAAAAUUUAAAGUUUCAUUUAAUACCUUUAAAAUCUAUUAAGGAAAUACGCAAGUCUGACUUACGUUUAGGGAAGAGGCGUUCAUUUUUUGAUAAGAUCGCAUAGGAGGAAAAAAAACAAACAAACAAAUUGGCAUUAGUGCACCCACUUGGCUAAAAGACGUGUCCAGAAUAUCUGAUAAAGAUGAAUCGAUUUCAAGUUGCGGAUCUAUGCGAACCGACAAGGAAACCACAACGCCCUUAGAUUAUCACUUCUGUUCCAAAGAUUCUUUGUUGUGUGUUACCGAAAUCAGACUAAGCAAUAAGAUUAACAUGACCCUCUACAGUGAUAAUAGUUUAAUGCUUGGCUAAAUGCAUUAACACAUUAACAGGAACACAGCAUGCCUUUGAAUUGAAGAGAUGUAUUCAUGAUCGUAUAGUUUCCAGUACAGUCGGAUCUCAAAAAUUCUAUUCCUCAGUAAAAAAGCGCGGCCUAUUUUAAGGGUUCACAUUUUUGAGAAUGUCAAAGGUUAUUUACUGAUUCCUGUUGAUCGAUGGGAAGAGAGACAAAAAGUUUUCCUUUUCUUGAUUAAAAGAGCCUGCGUUGGUCUCCAGUUCAGUUACCGCUUCAUGCACCACUGAAAACAGGGCCAACAUCGUUAAUGUCCUUGCCGAGAGCUUUUGUGUUUGUGGCUUUUACUGUGUAAUUACCAAGCUUAUAGUGAGCAAAUAUAUUUGAUUAGUUUAUUAAUGAAUAGACCCCACUUGAAGUUUGGCGUAUACGCAAGUAUUGAAUCGAGUAUAGAGUUUACCAACAAACAAACAGCAGUGCAUUAUGCGAGGGCCGUCCCGAAGUGUCACAUAUUACACAUGUGUAUAAUAUUCUUGUUUGUGAUGACUAACGAAUUUUAAAGGACCCAUGAAGAGUGCUCUAAUCCUCAAAAUAACAAUUCAUCUCAUAAACAUAAUUUAAAUUGACAAAUAUCAUAGAGCGAAGAGGAACGAGGUCAAGGUUUACGUCUUUUGAAAAAUGCAAUGGCCAAAAUAUUAUUUGGAAUUUUUUUUAAUAUUAUCACUUGCAUCUAUCCUUGCCUCUUUAUGUUUGUUUAGAAUGCUUCUGUUCCCUCUUUCUAUCUUAGCCACCUAAUAUUUCGUGGAGGUAGUUUUGCUUUGUGAAAAAAAAAAAAAAAGAAUGCUGAACUCAAAACGCCAGGUUACUACUUGAAAAAAGGCCGGCAACACGUGGCGAACAGACGCCAUCCUACUGUUCUUCGUGAGGAUAUGGAAAAAUCUGGCUCAAAGCGGCAAAAUAACACGGCUAAAUGUUUUCAGUAAUCGGAUCACUUCCUGUCGUUCGUUAAUUUUGGCAUUCCACAAUAUUUUAACUCAGAAAUGUAUGAUUCAUCACGGAAACUGAAUAAGGGCAGUUGUAAACAUUAAAGCACGCGAGAUAUUUCACAAGUCACGAAAAGUAUGUUGUGUGAAACGAUGAUAUAAACGAUGGCGUAAGAGAAGAAAAAUGAAGGAAAUAAAAAUUGAAAUGGCUGCUGUCAAUCGAAUUUCGCUUAUUCAUUACCGUUAGCGGUCAGAGAGGAAAAGUUAAAAUCUUUUAACUCGGGAAAAUAAUUAUCAUCACACAAUAAUUAAAAUUAUUUUGUGAUGAGAGUAUUUAAGCUCAUCACUAACGCCUUUGUUUAUUUAAAGAGCGCGAGCGUUAUCUUGGUAAAGCGCUAAAUUCGUUUUCAAUUGAUUCCAGAAAAAAGGAAAUGACAGCUGAAAGGGAAGAUUUCAAAAGGAGAAAAGCAUCAGUAAAUAACAUUAUCUUGAUUAAAAACCAAAGUAUAGUCUAGAAACUGCUGUGUGGCAGCUAAUAGGGAGGAUUGCCAAAUAGGAAAAAAUAAUCCGUUUAAGAACUUCGUGUGUUUGUUUACACAUAAAAUUCUCGUCAACAGUAUGUUCGAGAAGGAGACGUGCGGCAGCUAAAGGGAAAGAUUGCAGAAAAUGAAAAAAAAAAAAAAAAAAAAAGAUUCAGUUUAAAGCGUCAUCUAAAUGAAACACCAAGGUCUAGUUAUCAAGUAAUUCUAGAAGGAGAUGGGUGGCUGCUGAAAGGGAAGAUUGCAAAAAAAAAAGAAAUCAACUAAAGAGCUUCGUCUUAAACAACAUCAGAGUCACAGUCUGAUCAAUUCUCUAAGAAGAUAUCUGGUAGCAAGAAGGCAAAUUUGCAAACAUCAACAAAAGAAGGCCAAAUUGAUAAGACUACUUUUUAAUCGGAUAGCCUAAAAAGCUUCCGCAUUGCUGCAUUGUGAUUGGCCGUUUGCCUUUCCUUCUCGUUCUGAGCCCGUAGAUUAAGAUUUUUUGCAGCGGAAGUCGAGCGAUUUUUCCCACGUCAUAUCUAAGCGCACUGACUGAUACCUUGGACUGAUGUUCUUACUAUAAUCAUAACUUACAGCAUGUGUUUACCACAGUGCAAUCUACGUUACUCACAAACUGACCAACGACUGACAAAAUACAAAUAGAUUGGCGAUUACAACAUUUUUAACGAGAGAGCAGAAAAACAGCCACAUCACCAAUUAAGAUACUAAAAAUAAAACUACCAGAUAUCCAUUUAAUUUACAUAGCAGUCUUUUGAAAUCUAUGAAUUUUGCCUUAGCCUGAGUAAAAUGUCAUUGACGCAAAUCUUGUCGCUGUAAUUCGUCGAAAAUUAUGUGGUUGACAAUUCUCUUACCAGGGGCUGCUUAGCUAUUCUAUUGAAUGUAUUGUUCGAACGUUAUGAGUUUUCAUUCAAACGUGAACAAUUAUUACCGACAAAACAUAAUUGAAAACUUGUUAAUUACCUUAUUGUACCUGCAGUCGUCUUUAAUUACGCAAUUUUGAUAUGAAAUUCUCGCUGAACUUUACCUAAAAGAUAUGAGAUCCCACAAAGUAAAGACCAUUAAAAGAAUUUUUUAAAAGUGGAUUCAAGUUAUACAAUGAGAUUUAGGAGUCGUAGACACGCUGAGAUGUAAACUGUUCGCUUGACAAACCUUGGAAGUAGCGCGCAUUUCGUCUGCAACUGGUGGACGUAAUUAAUGUACCAUGUCUCAAGGGUACCAACACAUUAAUUGUUUUCGUACCAACUGCCAUGUUUCUUUUAUUUGAGAGCCCUGUACGUGAUGGAAUAAGAAAGAUAAGCAUGUCACAAAUGUUUUUGGUUUUUAAAAAAUUUUAGUCGAUGAUAAAGAUUCAUCUAACUUAAAGGCAACUUAAUUGGUAAGUUUUGUAGCCAACACGCUUCUUAGCCUCUCACAGAAAUCGGCAGAAAUCGGCAGAACUCGACUAAUCCGAAAUAUUUGAGUAUUUACGUUUAUGGCUUCGUUUAUUGAUGAAAAUUGUAAUAACUGGGUUAGUUACACUAAAUAAGUGAUUACGCCAUAAGCGCCUAAGCGAAGUUCGACUAAAUCUCAUUGAAAAGGCGUAUUAGCGCGCGUACUUCCGGCAGCCCGCGGAGGGCAAUAAUUACAAAGGUAUCACCACAGGAAUGACGUCAGCAACAACGUAAAACAAUACUUCAAAAUAAUUGAACAAUAACUUCAUUUGAGAUUUAAUAUCGACGCGUUACGGACCUCCAACAUUUUCUGAGCAAUACACAACUGCUUUUGAGAGGAGUUACAAACACUGAAGACACAGAACUCAAAUAUGGUAUGAAAAACAGUGCGUGUGUAAUGAGUGGUCUUUGUAGCUUUUUAGACAUAGAAGUCUUGAAGUAUGACUUUUAAAAUCAUUUUGAAGUGCAGUUGAUCAACAGUUUAACUUGUAAUUAUCACCUCUAGCUCUUCUUUUAUUUCUUUUCAUCGGAAUGUACGCCUGCUCUGAAAAUUCUGACCACAUACCUCGAAACAUAAGGGCAUCAAAAUGGCUGUGGUAAACAAAUGGAAUAUUCCACAUAUUAGUCUAUUAUCAUGGAUGCGAUUUUAAAACGAUUGAUGACAGGAGGUCUCAACGGGCAUUGCAUAAAAAUAAGGUUCUCUAGAGGUUGACUUGAUAUUUGGUUAUCGGUACAGCCAAGAUGGCAAGUAAGAGGUCGAGCUGUUUAUUUGGAAACGCAAGUCCUUGAGUGAGAUUCUUCAUAUUAGAAGUGAAUGAUUUGAAGUACAUGCGUGAGGUACUGUUUGUUUUUCAGCUUAAAGUUCUCAUUUCCGUCUUCUUCCUCCAGGAUAGAACUAUGGAUAGCUUGACAAUUCCACCGAACUUCCAAAGUACAACAAAGCCUAGAGCAACCACUGGGAACAACAAUGGAAACUUAAAAGGUAUUCGCUCCGUCGUACUGGGAAAGGAUGGAGUAGGAAAAUCAGGUAUUUGAAAGCCAAACAUGUCAAAUCGUUGCAUGUUUUCUUUUGUUUUAAGCUGAAAGCUUGAAAUCAAACAAAGCUUGAAAUCAAACAAAGCUUUAUCUCACCGCGGGUCGCCGUAUAAGGAAUGUUUAAACAAUUUUCUUUACAUUGAAACGUUCCUCUAAGUCACGAGUUGUUGCUGUACACAUUUCUCGUGAUGCCUUUUUAUGCGACGUGUGGUUUUGAGAUAACAGAGAAUGAAGAAAAACAUCACAGUAAAAUUAAUUGACACCAAUGUCGAAUGUUGACAAAGUCAUCGCUUCAACGCUUUAGCAUGAAAAACAUUCUUUCAUAUGUUUGCAACUACGUUUAUACACUAGCGACAGGUGAAAGGUCAUUGUAGUUGUUGAUAUUACAGUCACGUUCCAUAGCACAGCUAGUUUCCCCGCUAGAAACAUUUGUUUUUAGAAUCCAUUCUAGGCUAUCUUUAUGAAUUAUUUCGAAACUGUUGGACGUGUGUUGAAGUUGGUACGUGCGCAAAACAGCGCUUAUUCCGGAAUUUUUUGGGUCUUAACACUUAAAGCGUAAAGUUGCAUGACCUGCUUCCGUGAAAGAAAUUCGCUUUCCCGCCCGGGCGAAAAUAAAUUUUCCAGAAUAUAAGGACUUUUCAAUCUUUUCGUAACCAUAUCAAAUAUUUUCAUUUCUAACUUCUACUAAACGGAGAUUUCAGCUCGGAGAAACAUAUAAAUAAAACUUGAACUCAAGGGACAAGGAGGGACAUCGAUAGAGAACACAAAAACAGAUAGCUUAUUAUGAAAUUCAUUGAGAAACAAACGCCGAACUUUAAAAAAUGCGGCAGAACACUUUCAAUGCGAGAAAAAUUUGAUUCUUGAAAGUUUGAACACUCGAGCAAACGAACAGAGUAUCAAUGGAUUGCGUGUCAAAAGGCUGUACGCGCCUUCAUAAGUAGAGGAAGACACGAAGAUUUGUGGUGGUUACCAUAAAAGGAAAUCCACCCCUAUAGUAGACAAUAACAAUAAAAGCAAAGAUGAACAGUUCCGUAUGCCAAGGGCCGAAAUUCUAACAAAUCAAGGCUGUUAAAUUAGCAAAGCAAGGUUUGCACUAAAGGUUAAAUUCAAACUUUGUAGACAUAUUCCCAGAUCUAGAAACUUCGUAUCAUUUCUUUUCGUGACUACUGGCCAUACAUGCUGCAAAGUAUGUUUAUCAAGAUAAAUUAACACAGCUAUUAAAAACGGAUUAAAAUUGUACAACCGCACUCGAUUUUAAUGUAGGAUAGCGUGGAAGUUUUAUCAGCGUGUUUACAGCGUGUUUACAUAUUGCACGCAAAGUUGAUUCCACUUACUCUGUCAGCAUUCCUGUGAACCACACCCAACACAGAAUGGAAAAGGUUAAAAAUAUAGAUGGAUUAUGCAGGGGUUUCAAAAACGUUCCCGAUAAGCGGUCUCUGAUGAUUUAAUAGGCGGCUGUGCCCGGAAAGGGGUCGUAAGGCAAAACCGAAACACAAGAACCUGCUCCGGCAGGCUAAACAAAGGGCGGUAAGAGGUCUUACAAGCAGCAGUAAACCGCCUGUAACUGGCUUUAAAUGAAACACGAGAUUAUGGUUUAUAAAAGAGCUGUUUUGAAAAUGUAACUUGAUGUUAGUAGUAACUAAACUAUUUAAAAUAGCCAAGUAGCAUAAAGAUUGCUUUUUGAUUACUAAAGAUGAUUUUAAGUUGUUGUUGUUAUUGUUGUUUUUAGCCUUCACAGUCAGACUUCUCACAAAGCGAUACAUUGGAGAAUACGACAGCACUUUAGGUAAUGAAAAACAUUUUCUUCUUGUUCAAUUUCAUUGGCCAACAGCUUACCACGUGAUCUGUACUGUAAAAGGGUCGGCUACACCAGAUCAAGUUUUAGUUUUAAGCCAAAAAAGUGACAGGUUAUAUCUAAUUGCUACCAUUUCUUUAACUUCAGAAGAAACAUACCGUCAUCGCGUUGAAGUGGACGGACAAAAAAUCCUUUUAGAAAUCUUGGACACUGCGGGACAAGUGAGUAGAUCAAGCUGCUUUUUCAAAAUUUACAAGAAAUUUAUAGCUUUCACAAAAAAAGAGUCCAUCGCAAGUUACGUAUCCCUUUCUUAGGUCAAGGAAAUUGGCCUUAAGCGUUUUUCGCCUUAGUUAUUCCAGUGACACAAAACCGAACCCAAGUAAUUACAACAAGCAAUGAGGAGAAGGAAAAAUUUACUCAAGCGCGGGAAACCGCGAAUUGUUGAUAAGCAUCCGAUUGGCAGGGAAAGUAGUGCCAGUUUCUAGUCCAAUCGUGGGCGCUGUAACGUAAAACCAAUACAAUCCCAUGAUACUUUCGUGCCACUGUCUUAAAAAUUGCUCUUCUGGCUUCUCUUUUCUGGAAUUGUAAUUCAAAAAGAGAGCAGGUCGCUUUUUCCAUGAUGCUCCUAUAGAUUUCUACAUGAUAAAGAUAUCUACGUGAAAUACUUUUCAGUGACAACUAAUAAACUGAUGUUUUUCAUCUCACAGAACUCUGUGGAAAAGAUCGAUGCAUGUUCCUCGGCAGAUGUAUAUUUCGUUCUUUAUUCAACGACAGAUCGUUCGUCGUUCAGAGAAGCAGCUCUAAUCACUAAGUACCUCCUUGAGACAAGAAACGUCAAUCGGGCCGCGAUAUUUCUAAUAGCUACCAAAAAAGAUCUUAAAUACGAACAGGAUGUGACAGAAUACGAAGGAAGAUUAUUAGCGAUGGAGCUCGGAUGUGAGUUUUACACCAUUUCAAGCUACGAAGGGUUUGAUGGUACGCAAGAUGUUCUACGCGGUUCGCUUCGAUUCUCUCUAAAUAAUAAGGGAAAUGGUUCAAAAUCUCCACUUAUGACGCGGAUGAGAAAAGGACUAAAACACAGGUCGCACACAAGUAGUCCCACUCCACAAGUGAUUGAAAACAGGGACAGGACUUCGACUCUUUGAUUUAUCAAGAACUGCGCUGUGCUAGGUGAAGAAAAUAGUUUUACGUGACAACAUCUGGGCUAAUUCACCUCAAGGGAAAGAAAACGUUUCAGAACAAUUUUAAAUAAAAUCUCCCUCGACUCAAAUCAUUUGUAAUGAUUGCAAAUUUGUGAACACGUGAUAGAGCAAGUUUAUACUAUGAAAUUGUUCAAGUUAGAGUCUUUCCGUUUAUUUAAAACAUAGGAGAACUCUUAAGUUUAUCAGUAAUUGUUGAAACACCAGAAACUCUUGUAAAUAGGAAUCCAAAAAAGGCUAAAAAUAUUUUGUCUAUAACCCCAACAGUGUACCUUGCCUUCUCCAUUGUUCGUCAUAUUUAAAAUCAAUAUCAAGCUGGACUGAUAAAUUACGAAUAACAAGGCCUGGAUACGUAUGUUUCUAUCGAGAGCAGGAGAUGGAACAAGAGGUUUUCAUUUCCAUUGAACAUCAAUGAAAGGAAAUUAAAAGAAACUCCAAA
This is a messenger RNA of Pocillopora meandrina, 15392 nucleotides long. Lineage: Eukaryota; Metazoa; Cnidaria; Anthozoa; Scleractinia; Pocilloporidae. The record is from the annotation of a GenBank genome assembly.